AUGAGCGAGAUAAAAGGCAACCCUGUAGUCGAAUCUUCGCCUUUACCCGAGAGGGUUGAAAAGAUUCUUGAUGGUUUCCGAGAGUCUAAAGCCACGUUUGCAGCUUGCGAUUUUGGGAUCUUCGACAAACUAAACAAUUCAUCGUCGCCGCAAUCAGCCAAAGAAAUCACGGAGAUGCUGUCCUCUGAUUUAGACGCCACUACACGACUCUUGGAUACCCUUGUUGCUUUGGAAUUCUUAGAUAAGUCGAAGCAGGGCGAUCAGUGGCUGUAUAAGAACACAGAAAUAGCCUCUAAGUUUUUGACAACUUCAAGUCCUGAUUCUCAACUUGGCACAAUAAGUCUCUUUAACAAGAUUCUAUACCCUCUUCAGGGUUCCUUGGAGAGUGCAGUCCUCGAUGGAAACAUUCAGUGGAUGAAGGCAUUUGGAAAGUCGCCUGAAGACAUAUUUCGUGAAACAGUUAACAGCACUGAGGAAGACAGCUUACGUUUCAAUAAAGGAAUGCAUAGUAUGGCCUUCUCUGCAAGCUAUGCAGUUGCUAAAGCCGUCGAUUUAAGCGCUUUUAACAACUGCUGUGAUUUAGGAGGUAAGUCAGAUUUCAAGCCAGAUAUUUUUUGUUUUAGGGCAAGAAUUUCAUUGUUAUUUUAGACAACCUUAGUAAAAAUUAGUAUGAUGGUGCGCCGGGGUUCUUGCUCAACUAACCUGCGCUUGUCCCAGGGGCUUUAAUUUGGACCGAGACUGGUGUCCAAUGCAUAAAAUUUUAAUCAAGAUAAGUAAUAUUUGUCCAUGCACAUACCACCCUGCAAGAGUAGCCACAGGAAGCCCAGGCUGAUGAUUGGGGAAGCAGCGGCAUUGAAUAAACAGUUCUCUGUCAACAUAAUUUCAAAAUUUCCAAUAAUUUUCUUUCUUUUUUCUUUCCAUGACAUAUCCAGGAGGAGUAGGAACUCUUGCUUAUGCGUUGUGUCAGUACAAUCCUCAAAUGAAGAUAACAGUCUGUGACCUGCAGCCUGUUGUCAGCUUAGCUCAUCACUUCCGACCAUCAGUAGAGGAUUGUCCCAAUCAAGUUAACGUCUCUUUCAUGAUAGGCGAUUUCUUCAAGCCUGAAACUUUACCAAAGGCUGAUUUGUAUGUGCUGUCUCGCAUUCUUCAUGACUGGCCAGAAGAAAAAGUUGAACUGAUUCUUGACAACGUCUUCAAUUGUUUGCCCUCAGGUAAGACAGAAAACACUGCAGCUAAUAUAGAGAGCCUAGCAACUUUCACCAAUGAUCCGCGAAACACCUUUUUGUUCCACGAAACAUCGCAUUGCACCUUGUCUAUGACCCAGGACGCCAUUCAAACCCACCAGUAUUAAUUUUGUAUACCAGUUGUUCCGUAAAAAGGGGCUUACUGAAAACUAAGAGCAAUAGCAUUAAAGCACAUUUCUCUCAGAGAAACUUGAUGGUAAGUGACACACGUAGAUGCCAACAACGCCGCAAGGCCUGGCCAGGACCUUUCGCAAUCUCUCCAUAUCACUCGACAGCACAUUCCAGUGGUUCAGAUAGUUGGAAGCUGCGCGAAGUAAAACGGGGCGCGAAAAAAAUUAAAACAAGUGAGGGGGAGAAAGGUGAUAGGAGGAGCCUCGCCGCUCUCCCCAGCCCCCCUCUUUUUUUCCUUCGCGCCGCUUCCGAUUAUCUGAACGCCUGCAACAGGCUAACCAUCCGGACAGUAUGGCGGCUGUAAACAGUUGCUUCACCCCAACCUUGGUUGGAGCUGUUGGUUGGGAACCACAUGACAGUUCUCCUAUGCAUGGAUUACGCUGGAAAGGUGGAUCAGCGUUGUUGCCGAUCAACCCACAGCCUGACGACCAGUACCUGAUCAGUGUUGGUCGCAAAUUGCUAAUUUUUUUGCUUACUAAGCACCACCUGAUCUUAUGCUUAAUACUAAAGCAACUGCAAUAGUUGUGUUUUCUGAAUUGAUCUUUCGAUCCGUGUGUCAGUAAAUUAAAGGCCUGUCUGUCCGUUUGGGGAAGUUGUAAAUUAUGUAGGAUUAUUGGAUGAGAUUUUUAGAGUUCAAAAAACAUGUGCGCGCAUUAUACUAGAUGCUCCUUUUCAGGCUUGAACCCUGCCACUAUUUCUGGAACUGGGGUAGCUACCCAUCGAUCAAAUCUGCAUUGAAAGAAGACUCGCUCUGUUAAAAAAAAAAAUCUUGGAUGGACGUGCACCGGAUUACCUCUCUGAGAAACUGUUAUCUUUAAAACAUCACAAAUCACAUGAUAAAAGGGUCUCGGUUGCCUUAUCGUCUUUCUAUUCCACGUACCAACGACAUGAGGCGAAUGCUCUUUUAUAAUGCAAUUAAACUGUGGAAUAAUGUCAGUGACAAUGAUGUAGUCCGCUCUUCUUAAAUUCAAAUCCAGUUAUGAAUAAAUUCACGCCUGGCAGCUUUUUUUUUUUUCGCUUUUUAGAUGACUUAUUUUUUUCAUAAUUUAUUACCUUAAAGUACUUUAGUUUUUUAAUCAUGUGUAAAUUCGAGUAAAUUUCGCCUGAGCGCUUCAGAAUCGACAGAACGUUUUUAGCUUUCUUAAACUUGAUAUUUACAUUAUUCAUUACCUUAGUAUUUAAGGAGUUUAGUUUUUUAGUAGUUUCAUAGGGCCAUAAGGGAGAAUUAUGCACCCUAUUGAAAUAAAGUGUCAUUCAUUUAUUGGUUUUUAUGAGGUGAGCCAGCCCGAUUAGCCGGGCUGACCCGCUAUACCAGCCUGGCUCGGCUCAUGCCUUAUUUCUUCAUAAAAUUGUCGUUGUAUUUAUAUGAGAAGGAGGGCUAGCCCCCUUGCCGAGAUCCCGGUUCCUCGAUCGAGCCGACAUCUCGGCAUGAGGGCCACACAACAGCAAUUUUACGAGGAAAUAAGGCGUGAGCCGGGACAGCCCAGUAAAGCAGGCCAGCCUGGCUCACCUCAUAUACACACUUCAGCCCUUUAUAUCAGAGAACUCUAAAUCCUACUACGGCCUGGUCAGAGCCUUUCAUCCAAAUUUCGACAGACGUAUAUGCUAGACAGUUUUUUCUUUAGUAAACUUAACACUAAAGAAACGAUGGUCGUGUCCUCGGAAUACCCGAAAACGUUUUGAUUACGCGUCUUUUAACCAUGUAUUUACCUUUAUUAAAUAAUACAUAGGUAGCGUUUAAAGUAAGUAUAAGUAAGAAAAAACCAAGAAUAUCGAAAUUUGUGGUGACAACGCCUUUUGUCUUUAAUGUUUGUUUGUUAGGUGGGGGACUUCUUAUUUGCGAGAAGAUUUUAGAUGAAGACAAACGAGGCCCGAAGCGUGCUCUUCUUGAGUCACUUACCAUGUUGGUUGCUACGGGAGGAAAAGAACGAACAGCAUCUGAAUACAAACAUAUCCUCGACAAGCAUGGAUUUAUAGUAACUCAAAUUAAACAGUUAGAUCAGUCUUUAUUUAUGGAUGCCAUGUUAUGCAUAAAGAAGUAA
Porites lobata is the source of this 3457-nucleotide messenger RNA. NCBI's taxonomy places the organism in Eukaryota, Metazoa, Cnidaria, Anthozoa, Scleractinia, Poritidae. The record is from the annotation of a GenBank genome assembly.